This is a messenger RNA of Plasmodium yoelii, 8280 nucleotides long. RefSeq names its product 6-cysteine protein P230. Gene Ontology annotation, biological process: symbiont entry into host. The transcript has a single exon. Gene Ontology annotation, cellular component: cell surface; plasma membrane. Bases 1 to 8280 code for a protein of 2759 amino acids. Lineage: Eukaryota; Apicomplexa; Aconoidasida; Haemosporida; Plasmodiidae. The record is from RefSeq and is a predicted model, not a curated record.
AUGAGGAAGCCAAUUUUAAUAGUUUGUUUAUUUUUUUCUUAUUUUUUUUUAUAUAUAUUCGCAAAAAAAAAUGACAUAAAUUAUGGAGGUAUAGGCAUUGAAAAGCCAUAUUCUUUCUUCACGUUUUUACAAAAAAAUAUUUUAGGUGAUAAGACAAAAUGGUGUAAUAAAAUAUUUAUAAAUAAAAAAAAAAAUUAUAAAAAUACGAAAAAUAUAUUUAAAAUAGAUUGUCAUAAUAAUUAUAGUCCCAAAUUAAUAAAGAUACUUUCAAAUCAAUUUUAUAAUUUUGUUUACAAAUUUGUUUAUGGGAAAUCUAUAAAAUAUCCAUCUUAUAUCAAUUCGAUUGGGUUCGAAUGGCAUUUACCCAAUGUAGAUAGACAAAUAUAUGAAUGGAAAACGGUUCACAAAAAAAAUGGGAUCAAUUCUUGUGAAAACCUGCAUCUGAAUAAUACACUUUGGAAUAGUUAUUACACUUUUAGAAAAAUGCGAAGAUUAGAUGAACUUGAAGACGACACUGAAGAUACUGAAGAUACUGCCGAUAGUGACGAUAGUGAUGAAGAUAGUGUUGAUGAAAAACCGGGUCCAGAAUCAGAUGUAGAACCCAGUGUAGAACCCAGUGUAGGAUCAGAUAAAAAACCACCUGAAGAACCACCUGAAGAACCAUAUGAAGAACCAGCUGAAGGGUUAGAGAAUGAUGUAAAUAUCGAUGAAAUAGAUGAAAAAUACGGACUAGCUAUCGAUAAAAAUAUAUUUUUAGAAGGAAGGAAAGGAAAUUUUACAGGAGAUUAUACAAAUAAUGACUAUGUAUGUGAUUUUAGAAACCAUAUAAAAGCAAGUGAAUCUAAAGAAACUGAAAGAGUAUGUGAAUUGAAAAUAGUAAAACCAAUAGCAAAUAUAAACAUAAUAUGUCCGACAAAAGAUUUAGAAAAUGAUGAAUUUGAAAAUAUAACAUAUUUUCCUAAAAGAGCUCCAUAUGUUGUUUUAGAACUAACUAAACAAACAGAAAAAGAAAACCAAACAAAAUUAAAAGAAAAAAAAAUAACUGAUUUAUUAUAUGGUACUAUCAUACCUAAAAUACAUAAUGGAAAAAAUAAUAAUUUAAAUCGAGGAUCUAUAAGAUUUAUACUACCUCCAAUUGUUGUUAAAAAUACAACCUUUUAUAUAAUAUGUGAUAAUUCAAAAUCCAAAAAAAAUUCAUUUAAAGGAAAAAAAGGAAUUGUAAAAAUACAGGUUACACCUUAUGGUAAUAUUGAAAAAGGAUGUAACUACAGUAAAAACAAAAAUCAUUUAUUUGGAAUAAAUAUAAAUAAUUAUGAUAAAGAAACAAAAAUAGAUGAAAUUGAAAAAAGAAAAGGAAACUUUCCAUGUUUUUUUCAAUUAAAUGCAGGAGAAGCUGGAGGUAUUAUUUUUCCAGAAAAUUAUAAGUCUACUACAUGUUUUGAAGAAGUAAUAGAAUAUAAUAUUAAUAAAAAAUGGGAUAAAAAAAAAAAAGAAAUAAAUGAACUAAUAAAUGGUGCUAUAGUAUAUAAAAGUGAUAUAAACUAUAAAUAUUUUAAUGCAAUAUAUAUUGGGAUACCUACUAGCUAUAGAAAAUCAUUACAUAUUUUUUGUAACAUUACAACAACAGAUAAUAUUGUUCAUAUGGUUUAUCUAAGUAUCAAUCAAGAGAUAAAUAUAUCUGUUUUUGAUUUAUUUGAAUCUUUAAUACGAUUAAAUAAAAUAACAGAAGUAGCUCAAAAAGUUGAUAAAAAAAAAGAAUACAUGUGUGAUUUUACAAAAAGAUUAGAUGCACCACAUGAUAAUAAUGAAAAUAAUAAAAAAGUUAUUAUAUGUAGAAAAAAACUAAAAGAAUUUGAUAUAUUUAGAUUAAAAUGUGAUUUUAAUAAAACCAAAAAUAAAAAUAUUAGUAUGAUUCCAAGUUCAUUAAUGGAAAAUCAACAUGUACUUAAAUUAGACUUAGAUGUACAAUUCUUACUUUUAAAAUUAUAUAUGAAAUUAAAUUCAAAAUUACAUAAAUAUGUACAUGAAUAUCCACCCUUUUUGAUUUUUCCAUUAAAUAUAAUUAGUAGAUUAGAAUUGAAAAAAAAUAUAAUAUUUAAAAAUCAUAAAUAUGGAAAAUAUUUUAAUGAAUCUCCUAAUAAAGAUGGUUUAUUAGUAAAUUUAUUAACAUACUUAAAUUCAUUAGAUGUAUUACCUAUGAAUACAGGAAUUGAAUCUAUAAAUUUAGAUGUAAAUGAUUCUGAUCAAAAUAUUGUAGAUAUCUCAUUUCAAGUACCAGCCUAUAUAUAUAAUACCAAUCCAUACUAUUUUGUGUUUGGAUGUAAUAAUACCAGAGAUAAUGGGAGAAUCGGUAUUGUUGAAUUAAUUAUUUCAAAAAAUGAAGAAACAAUAAAAGGUUGUAAUUUUCAUUCUGAUGUUAUAGAAUUUUUUUCAAAUAACAUGAAACCUGAUGCAAACGAAUGUAAAAUAGAUGCAUAUCCAAAUGAUAUUAUCGGUUUUAAUUGCCAAAAAAACCAACAUAUGAUUUCAUACAAGCAAUCCCUAGAUAUAGAUGCAGAUUUAGAUGCAGAUUUAGAGAAUGUGGCCGUCAUCCCAAAUGAUUGUUUUGAUUCUAUAAGUAUAGGUUCUAAUAAAAAAUAUAUAGUGAAUGAAUUGCCAGGGGCACAAACAUACCGUAGCAAGUUAAGAAGUAUGCCAAGGUAUUUUAAAGUACCAUAUCAUAACAAUGAAUUAGAUGUUACAUUUCACUGCGAAUGUACAGUAGGUUCUAAAACUAAUAAAAUAAUAAUAACUGUGAAAGCCUUAAAUGGCCAAAUCUCGAAAAAAUAUGAAAAAAGUGAAAUAAAAAGUAGCCCAUCAAUAGUAGAUGGUCCUGUAUAUGUUUGUCCUCAUAAACAAGCUAUAGAACCAAAGUUAAUAAAAUGGAAUAUUAAAGAUACUGAAACUAUAGAUAGUUGUAAAAUAGAUGUAAACAGAUUCUAUUCGUAUGCUCAAUUAACAUGUCCAAACAAUAAUUUUUCUAUGCAUAGUAAUAUUCAGUUAACUUACAAUAUAUUAAAACCCAAUAAAAUAGAUGAAUAUAAAACUUUUAAUGAAUCUGAAUUAAAUAAGCUAAUUCCACAUUCAGAAAUACUUGUAGAUGUAGUAGAAUCAAAUAAUGAUAUAAAUGUAGAUACUUAUAAUUUAUAUCUAUUUUUUCCAUAUUACAUUAAAGAAAAUUAUGAAAUUAACGUUGUUUGUGAUAAUACUAAUACAAAAUAUGAAAACAAACAAGGAGGGAAAUAUAUUUACAAUAUUAAAAUUCCCAAAAGGGGAAAGAAAGUUAAAGGAUGUAAUUUUAAUUCAAAUAAAAAAUCUGAAAUGUUCGAAAAUGGAGAAAUCAUAAAAAUUGAUGAAAAUACUAAUACAUGCAAAAUAGAUGUAAAACCAAAAGAUGUAAUAGCUUUUGAAUGCCCACCUGAAACGAUAAAAAUUACUAAUUGUUUUAAAGAUGCUAUAAUAGAUAAUAAAUUAACUAAUCUAUCAACAGUUUUACAAUUAAAUAAUAAUAUAUCUUCUUGGACCUAUGGUCAUAAAACAAGUUAUAUAGAAAUUCCUGCAGUCAUUGAUAUAGAUGCAACGUUAAUUUGCAUCUGUGUUGGUUUAAAAAAAAUCUAUGAUAUAAAAUCUGUAUUUAGUCCAAAAUUUUUAAAUGAAAUAUAUAAAAAGUUAGGUAUUGUAAAUGAUAUUUAUACUAAACCUAUAUUAUCUCAUAAAUCAAUUAAAUAUAAUAGUAAACUUUUUGAAAAAUAUAAAGAAAAUAAAAUAGGCAAUUUUUUUGAUUUUAUAAAAAAUACCAAAAUAUCUGAACCCGAUUCAGAUCCACAAAUUGUUAUAGAAAACUUAUUUAUAGAACAUUUUGAUAAAUAUACAUCUACUAUAAAACAAGAUGAAUAUUAUCUAGAUAAAUAUGCAUUAUUAAAUGGAUUUGAUGUUUGGGAAAAUACAUAUGAUAACGUUUUAGAAGAAACUAUUAUAAAAGAUAUAGAAUCAUUUGAAAAAAAUAAUUUUAAAAUAUAUACAUUAGAAGUUAAUUUAAAAUCAUCAAAAUUAAUUAAACCAAUUAAACUUACAGAUAAUAAAUAUGUUUGUGAUUUUUCAAAAAACAAUUUAAUUGUUCCAGAAAACGAAAUUGGAAAUAUACCACAAGAUGUAAAUUGUUAUACUAUACUAUCACCAUUAGAUACUUUAUAUGUUAAAUGCCCAACAGUUAAAUCAAAAUAUCCAGAAGCUGAACGGGAAAUUGAGGAUGAAGAUGAUGAAUAUGAAAAGGAGAUUAUAGAGCUAAUAGAUAGAUUAGAUGUACCAGAAACAGAAUCAGAUGUAGAAACUGAUCCCAAUGUACUUCUAGACAAAGAAACAUACACAAAGUACUUCAAUAAACUAACACUAAAACCAAAAUCAUUCUUCAACUCAGUAACAAAUUAUUUAUAUAAUGUGGAAGAAAAAACUGAAACAGUGUUAAAAGGAGCUAUAUUUACAGAAAUGAAAGUAUUAAAAAAAAGUAACCCAUAUAUAUCAUAUGCAUCUAUAAUUAUACCACCAUAUAUUGAAUCAAAUGAAAUAUUAAAAGUAGAAUGUGAUAAUACAGGAUAUAAAGAAGGUGGAAAUAUUGCUGGAUAUAAUGGAAUAGCAUAUAUCGAUUUAUCUAAACAUAAAUCCAAAAUAAAAGGAUGUGAUUUUACUCAACAUGAAAGCACAAUUUUAACAAAAGGCACAAAAUCAGUAGAAAAAGAUGAAACUUGUAAUAUAGAUGUAUAUAGUAAUGAACCUUUUGGUAUAAUGUGUGGUUCUACUUAUAGUUUAGAACCUAAAAAUUGUUUUUAUAAAAUUUAUGAUAAAAAAAAUAUUGUUAAAAAUUUUAAAGAAUUAAUACCAAAUGUAAAUAUUCUAUCACUAACAAAUUCGAAACAAGUUGUUGCAUAUGCAAAAGUACCAAGUAGCUACAUGUAUAAAUUAAAUUUUUCAUGUAAAUGUAAAGGAAAAUAUGAUAAAGAAAAAACUGUGAAUAUAGUACUUAAUAAUGGAGAACUAGAAUAUGAUGAUUUAAAUAUUGUAGAUUCAAUAAAAGCUAAUAAUAUAAAUUUAUGUAAUUUUUUUGAAAAUAAUGAAUUAUCUCUUCUUAACACAUCUAAUAAAAUAGUCUUAUGUAAAAUGAACCCAGAUUUAUUUUCAGAAGUAAUUGCACUAUUCCCUAUAUUAGGAGAAGAAAAUUCUGAACAGCCAAAAUAUAAAAAAUAUAAUACAACACCAGAAUUAGAGAUUGAUAAUAAUAUACAAUUUAUUGGAAGCGACAAAAUAAACCAUACCAUAUCUUCUAUAUUAAAAGGAGUAAUAGGAAAUAGAAUAUUUAACUUUAAAAAAAUAAAACAAACAAUUGAUGGACAAACUAAAGGUAUAGGAUUUUCUUUUUUUGUACCUCCGGUUGUAGAAAAUAUUAAUUUAAAAUUCCAAAUUAAUGAAAAGACAGAUGUAGAAUCUGUUUUGAAACCAAGAGGAUUAAUUUAUAUAUUUAUUAAAAAAAAUGUUGAUCCAAAUAUAUUAAAAGUAUGUGAUUUUACAUCAGGAAAAAUAAAUCUAAUUGGAAGUAAUGUUCAUAAUUUAGAAAAAAUAUGUAAUAUAAAUAUAAGAGGAGGAGAUAUAUUUGGAAUAAUUUGUCCCAAAGGAUUUACUCUUUUUCCUAAAGGGUGUUUUAGUAGUGUUAUAUUAGAAUACUAUAAUAAUUUUAACAAUGAAAAAUAUGAAAAUAUUAUGAACAUAAAAAAUUAUAUGAAUUCUGUUCAGGAAAUUAUAUAUAAUCCAAAACCAAACGAAAUUAAACAACUAUUAGAUCAAGGAUAUAAUGAUUUAGAAGAUAUGGAAAAUUUUUCAAAUUUUUCAAAUAUUACAGAAAUAUUAAAAUUUAAAAAUUAUAAUAUGGGAAAUAUGAAAUGGAAUUAUAAUAAAUAUAAUUCUUCUUCAUAUUCACAAGUUCCAGAAUCUUUUGAUACUAUUUUAAGAUUCUCAUGUAAUUGUUAUAAUCCCCAAAAUGAAAUAUCUGGACUUAUGACAGUUCAAUCAGAAAAUAUAGAUUUAGAAAAUAAAAAAACAGAACAAGAAACAAUAUAUGAAAAUAAUAUUAUUUUACCAUAUAAAAAUAAAGUAAAUAAAAAUCUAGAAACUGUUUCUAUAGAUAAAAAUAAUUAUUAUGAUAAUCAAAAUGAUGAUUAUUUUUAUAAACCUGAUAAUAUCAUUGAAAAGUCUAAUCACUAUAUAUGUGAUUAUUCUGAUGAUGUAUUUUUUAAUUUUAUUGAAAAAAAAAUUAAAAGAAAUAUUUGUAAAAUAAAUGCAAAUAAAUUUGAUAUGAUAACUGUUAAAUGUCCUUACACCAAAAAUAUUAAUUCACAUCAAAUCGAGAAAGAACAAACUGUCUCUACUAAUAUUGAAAACAGAAUCAUUAUCUAUUUUGAUGAUACUGAAUAUGUUACAUAUUUUAAUGAAACAGAUAAAACAGUUUCUAUAAAAGAUAUUUAUUUAAAAAAUUUUUAUGGAAGAACAAAAGAAGAAUUACAAGAAUUAAAUAUAUUAUCAGUAAAUUCAGAAAAUAAUAAUAUUUAUUACCCUAAAAAUAUAUUAAAUGAUGUUAUAAUAAAUAAUAAAAUUGUAAAAUUACAAAAAGCUUUACCUGGAAUUAUUUUUUUAAAUAAUAAGACAGAAGAUAAUUAUGAAAAUAACCAAUUACAAACUGAUGGUGAAUCUACAUUUAUAAUACCUCCCUUUAUAAAAAAAGAUUUUCAUUUUCAAAUUAUUUGUGGAAAAUAUAUAAAAGAAAAUUCUAAGGAAAGUAUAUCUCUUGGAAUUGUGUAUAUAAAUAUAUCAGCUAAUUUAAAUCAAAUAAAUGGAUGCGAUUUUAUUAACCCAGAAAAUAGUAGUGAUUCUAUUUUUAUUCAUAAAAAAAAUGAAACAAACAAUUUAAUAUGUGAACUUGAGUUAAUCCCUAAUAGAAUUGUAGGAAUAAAUUGUCCUAAUAAAAAAUUAAAACCAGAAAAUUGUUUUAGUCAGAUGUAUUAUAUUAAUGAAUCUGAAUUUAAGGAAUCUAUUGAAUUAUUCAAUGAUUCUACAAAUAAAAUUGAUAUCACAAAUAUUAUAAAAAAUGCAGUGUCAAUAAAUAAUAUAGAAAGAAGUAAUAAUACAUACUCCUAUUUAAUAUUACCAAAUUAUAUAGAUUUAGAUGCAAAUAUUGAUAAACUAUUUAUUUGCAUAUGUAAUGAUAAAUAUAUUGCAAAAAUAAAAACUGAUCCAGAAUCUAUAAAAGCAGAAAAUAAACAUAAAACUGAAGCAAGAUAUUGUGACUAUGAUUAUAUCAAUAAAAUAUCUAGAUGUAACAUUAUGGAAGGAAUGGAAACUACUGUAUCUGAUAUAAAUUCAGCAGUUAUAACAUAUUAUUCUAGCUUAUCUAGAUGGGAUAGAUUAAUAAUUAAAUAUCCUACAUCUAACAAAUUCCAAUUUGAAAGCAGUUUUGUGAAUCCAUUCAAUUUAAAAGAAAAAGUUUUAUAUAAUAAUAUGCCAACAUAUAUCGAUGAUAUAUUACCAGGAGCUAUCAUAUAUAAUAAAUAUGAUGCACGAACAAGAUUAAUUGAAUACACAUUAAGAAUCCCUCCAUAUGUACCUAAGCAUAUUCAAUUUUCAAUCGAAUUUAAUAAUAGAUAUACACUAACAAAUUAUAAUGAAGAACGUGUACAAGGAAAUAUUGCUUAUAUUAAUGUAGAUGUGAAUCAAGGUUAUAAAGAAAUAAAUGGUUGUGACUUUACAGGAAAAUAUCCAAACUUGUUUACUAAAUCAUUUAAUUCUAUAACAGAUAAAACUAAAGAAUGUACAAUACAUUUUACAACCAAUAAUAAAUUUGCGGGAUUUGCAUGUCCAAGUAAUUAUAAUAUAAAACCAAAUAACUGUUUUGCUAACAUUUAUGAUAAUAAAGAUUCACAAAAAGUUAAAAAAUUAUCUGAAAUAUCAACCAAUGCAGAAUAUGAUUAUAUAAAAUAUAAUUCUAAAGGAUAUACACUUUCGUAUGUUACAUUCAAUAAUGAAAAUAAAGAACAAAAUAUUUCAUGUCAAUGUGUUGGACAAGAUUCAACUUAUACUAUUAAUAUUAUUUUUGAACCCUUUUCACCACGCCAACCUAUGAGCGUAUUACGUCCAUUCAUACAAUAUGUUCAUUUGAAAUCGGGCAAAUUCAGUAAAUACUUAAGAAGAAGUAAAUGA